CGCAACGUGCGUAAAGUGCGCACUGGCCACUUUGCUGCGCGCUUGACUUUAUUGGUAACGUUUCAUUUUUGUCUUUAAUUGAAGAUAACAGCUUUCUUCCCGGAUUUUCAUCUCCAAGGGACUGAACCAAUAAUGUUAAAAAUGACAGAGGAGCAUGACAAAUGUGUCAACGACCAACCGUGCAGCCCAUCGGGCACAAACAGCUCCAUGUCCCAGGACGAGUCCGACUCCGAUGCUCCGUCCUCACCUACAGGCUCCGACGGCCAAGUGUCUCUGCUCAGAGGUUUGGGCAAGAAGCUGGACUCCGAGGAUGACGACCGGUUUCCAGCUUGCAUACGGGACGCCGUCUCUCAGGUCCUUAAGGGAUACGACUGGUCCUUGGUGCCCAUGCCCGUAAGAGGAAACGGAUCAUUGAAGAAUAAACCUCACGUCAAGAGACCCAUGAAUGCCUUCAUGGUCUGGGCGCAAGCGGCCCGCAGGAAGCUGGCGGAUCAGUAUCCACACCUGCACAACGCCGAGCUGAGCAAGACGCUGGGGAAACUGUGGCGUUUGCUUUCAGAGAGUGAAAAGAGGCCAUUUGUAGACGAAGCAGAGAGGCUUCGGGUUCAGCACAAGAAAGAUCAUCCAGACUACAAGUACCAGCCUCGGCGAAGGAAGAAUGUAAAGCCGGGCCAGAGUGACUCAGACUCAGGAGCAGAGCUGGCUCAUCACAUCUAUAAAGCCGAACCAGGGAUGGGAGGACUUGCAGGCAUGACUGAUGGACACCACCACCCUGAGCAUGCAGGGCAGCCCCAUGGUCCCCCUACACCUCCCACGACCCCCAAAACAGACCUACACCAUGGGGUGAAGCAGGAUCUGAAACACGAAGGCCGUCGCCUCGUUGACAGCAGCAGGCAAAACAUUGACUUCAGCAACGUUGACAUCUCUGAGCUCAGCACUGAUGUCAUCAGCAACAUGGAGACCUUUGAUGUGCAUGAGUUUGACCAGUACCUCCCGCUUAAUGGCCACGCCUCAGGCUCCUCUACCCUGCCCUCAGACCAUAGCCAUGGGCAGGCUCCAGCGGCUGGUGGCUCUUACACUUCCUCAUACAGCCAUGCAGGGGCCAAUGGAUCAGCGUGGAGCCGCAAGAACACCAUGUCCACCUCCUCACCCUCCACCAGUGAGGCGGGCCAGCACCGGCUCCACAUUAAAACAGAGCAACUGAGCCCCAGCCACUACAGCGAGCACUCCCACGGGUCACCCUCCCACUCUGAUUACGGCUCCUACAAUAGCCAGGCCUGUGUCACCUCAGCCACAUCAGCUGCCUCGGCCGCAGCCUCUUUCUCCACCUCCCAGUGUGACUAUACUGACCUCCAGAGCUCCAACUAUUACAACCCUUACUCUGGCUAUCCCUCCAGCCUCUACCAGUACCCUUACUUCCACUCAUCCAGGCGGCCCUAUGGCAGCCCGAUCCUCAACAGCCUGUCCAUGGCUCCUGCCCACAGCCCUACUGCUUCCAGCUGGGACCAGCCCGUCUACACCACACUGUCUAGACCUUGAGGGCACAAGAAACAGUCAGUUCGCACCAGAGACAUAUUCAGAUUCAUGCACUACUAAUGAUGGAAGUAAAGAGCAGGUGGAGAAGUGUGUAGAGGGUAGUAGGCUACCUGUGACCAUUUGAA
Molecule: messenger RNA, 1661 nt
Organism: Scomber japonicus (chub mackerel)
Lineage: Eukaryota; Metazoa; Chordata; Actinopteri; Scombriformes; Scombridae
Product: transcription factor Sox-8
Exons: 3
Coding region: 133-1539 (468 amino acids)
Biological process (GO): neural crest cell development; morphogenesis of an epithelium; negative regulation of transcription by RNA polymerase II
Cellular component (GO): nucleus
Molecular function (GO): RNA polymerase II cis-regulatory region sequence-specific DNA binding; DNA-binding transcription factor activity, RNA polymerase II-specific
Source: RefSeq, a predicted model, not a curated record